AUGCGCGGAAGUGGGGCCCUCGCAUCGACGGUGUUCGUUGCCGUUGUAUUGUCGCUGCUCAUCUUCGUCGACCAGGCGGCGGGCAGGGGAGGCCGUCGAGGAGGAAAAGGCAAGGGCAAGAGCAAUCUGCAUUUCUCGCAAGUCGCCGAAUUUUCGUUAAUUCAGAUGCAAUUGACGGACAAUAGGAGCGCGCAAAUCAUCACCGGGUCGCACUUCAGUCAAACGUUUCGACUUGGCUAUAAGCAGGUGCUGAUCUGCAAGGCAAAAGGCGAUCCACGGCCAACCAUAAAAUGGUAUAAGGAGGGCGCCGAAAUCCACUUACGGCCAAAUAUACAUUUCUACGAAAAACCGCUGCCGGAUAAUGUUAUGUGGAGCAAAUUAGAAAUUGAUCCGGCCACGAUGGGUGAUCAGGGAAUCUAUGCGUGUGUCGCCAACAAUAAAUGGGGAGUGAUGGCCAAAAAUUUCAAGGCAGAUUAUACCUAU
Messenger RNA from Mesorhabditis spiculigera, 483 nucleotides. Lineage: Eukaryota; Metazoa; Nematoda; Chromadorea; Rhabditida; Rhabditidae. The record is from the annotation of a GenBank genome assembly.